Messenger RNA from Ruditapes philippinarum (Manila clam), 5930 nucleotides. RefSeq names its product phosphatidylinositol 5-phosphate 4-kinase type-2 alpha-like. Gene Ontology annotation, biological process: phosphatidylinositol metabolic process. Bases 190 to 1422 code for a protein of 410 amino acids. NCBI's taxonomy places the organism in Eukaryota, Metazoa, Mollusca, Bivalvia, Venerida, Veneridae. The record is from RefSeq and is a predicted model, not a curated record. The transcript is spliced from 9 exons. Gene Ontology annotation, molecular function: phosphatidylinositol kinase activity.
AUUCUGGGUAAUUGAAUCGCCAUCAUUUAGGAAAGGGUGUUGUUUUGAGACAGAAAAAUCGAUUUUUGACUUCAGUAUGAAAAGACUGAAGGCUGAUCGGGAAACGUAAUCAAUUGCAUUUAUUGUAAAACAUUUAAUCAUUUCAAUUUGUUUAGUGAUUCAGUAUCAACGUGCAAUAUUCCACGGAAAAUGGCAAGUGUUCAAACAGUUCCUAAGCAGAAAGUGUUAAAAGUGAAGGCAGUUUACCAGAAAAGGAAACUAUUCCGUGCCAAUGAGCCUUUGCUUAGUGUGUUUAUGUGGGGUAUCAACCACACGGUGAGUGAGCUGAAUCAUGUGACAAUACCAGUAAUGUUGAUGCCAGAUGACUUUAAAGCAUAUACAAAAGUCAGGGUAGAUAAUCAUCUUUUUAACAAAGAAAACAUGCCAAGUCAUUUUAAGGUGAAGGAGUACUGCCCUAUUGUGUUCAGAAAUUUACGUGAGAGAUUUGGCAUUGAUGAUCAAGAUUAUAUGAAUUCAUUAACAAAGCAGCCAGUGGGCACAGACUCGCCGGGGCGGAGUGGGGCUCGGAUGCUUAUGUCUCAUGAUAAACGUUACUUCAUUAAAACUCUAGUCCAAGAAGAGGUGGAACAGAUGCACCACUUACUCAAACAAUAUCAUCAGCAUAUCGUUGAAUGCCAUGCACAGACAUUGUUACCGCACUACCUGGGUAUGUACCGGAUCACGGUGAAUGACGUAGAAACGUACCUGGUCAUCAUGAGAAAUGUGUUCAGUCCUCGUUUGCCUCUACAUAAAAAAUACGAUUUAAAGGGUUCAACAGUGGACAGAUGUGCAAGUGAUAAAGAAAAAGCUAAAGAACUGCCCACCUAUAAAGACAAUGAUUUUCUCACAGACGGUGGUAAGGUAAAUAUAGGACCAGAUGCAAAGGAGAUCUUGAUGGCAAGUCUAACUAAAGAUGUGGAGUUUCUGGCAAAUCUCCACCUUAUGGACUAUAGUUUAAUUGUUGGUAUACAUGAUUGUGACCGCAUAGACCCAGAUGGACCAGAAAUGAACGCACCAAACACCGAUUCCGACGAGCCCGUCAGUGGGGACGAGGAGAAUGGACUAGAAUAUGAAGAGAACCACGAAAUUGCCGGGUUUGCGCCUACACCACCGGACAGUCCACAGCCAAAUGUCUUGCCUGCUUAUAAUGGGGAUAUUGAUCCUAAUAUAGAAAGAUUUGGAAUUAAAAGUGUUGAAGGAGGACCAAAGAAAGAGGUUUAUUUUCUCGCACUGAUUGACAUUUUAACGCGCUACGGCAUGAAAAAACGAACCGCUCAAGCUGCAAAGACUAUGAAACAUGGAGCAGGGGCGGAAAUAUCCACCGUUCAUCCUGAUCAAUACAUGAAACGAUUUCUUGAAUUUAUCGACAAGUGUAUCGAGUGAAUAAAACAAACGUGCUUGAAUGUGAUAAAACAGAAAUUUCUUGACAGUAUAUGUGCUAAAUCUAUAGUAUUUUAUCAUUAUUUAUGACUGAGGGCUUGUGCAAACCACUAUAUUAUCCCAUGCAUACAGGACGUAUGAUGAAUGUGUAUGAAUUUAGCUAUCACCAUCAUAAUUUAUGUCAUGUUUGUAGAAAAUCACGCACUAUGUAUGUAAAGUCUACGCUGAUGUUUUUUUUUUAGUUUUUGAACAAAAGCUUUUCAUUAUAACGAUCAAGUUCCAUGUUUAAGUUAUUGUUUGAUCUGUACAUGUGACAGCUCAUUAUUCAUAUUUAAUAUCCAUACUUGAUGCAUCCAGUGAUCAAAGUUUAUAUUGCCUUUUAAUCAGUGAUGAAGAAUGAUGGGGUAUUUAGGAGAUGCGACUUUUCAGGGUAGAUCAGAGAUUGUUACAAACAAGUGAUUUGCAUAAUAUAUUCUUUUUAAAAUUGUGAACUAUUUUUACCAAAAUUGAUCUAUGCUAUGAACUUCAAUAAAAGCAGCUCAAGUAAAAUAUUGAUACCAGAUUUUUAAUAAAGGGAAGCAACUCUUAUUGUUACUUUAAAUAUCAUACAUACAGAGUUGUGUUUCUUGGAAAUAAAAUUUGUAAUGCUUGUGUUGCGACCCAAUUUAAUAAGGUUAAUAGAAGGGGAUGUUUAGCAACAGAAUUUUCUCUUUCUAGUCUUAUUUUAUUUUCUAUAUAUAUUGCCAACUUGAUGCCUUUUUAUAAAAGAUUGGUACAAACUCGUAAAUACAAAAAAGUUUAAAGCAGUGGAAAAUGCAGAUUAUUAUGUACAGCUUUUACAGUUAAUAAACACUGAUGUAAUACUGAAUUUCCUCAUUUUGAAGUUAAGUCAAACCUGUGCAAUAUGGUGAUCACAACAUUGAAUCGGCUGGUUAGAAACCUGUUCAUUUUAGGUUGUCUAUUGUCUUUUUUUUUGACUUAGCAAAGACCACUUAUUUGUCUUAUUCUAUGUUACCUUUUUACCUUGGUAUAUUUCAGAACUUUUGAUUGGCAAAGAUCACUUUUCUGUAUAUCUGGGUUGACACAAAACUGCAGUAACUUAUAUGAAAUAAAGAAAGACUUGAGUCAAUUCUCUAUACCAAAAAUCUGACAGUCAUUGGUUUGACUGUACUAUACUCUACCAGUGCAUUAAACUUGCAUUGUUAACUUCUGUCUCAGAUUUAGAUAAGUGCUUUAGAAAAUGUUAAUGAUUGCAAUUAUUGAUAUGUACAAGUUAAAAUAUAAAAUAAUAUGCAAAACUGAUUAUGAAUUACAUGUAAUUUGGUAAGUAGUCAGAAAGUAAGCUUACUGUAUAAAAGCCUGUGUCAAAAUAAUAAUUUAGCUUCUGUUAGGAGAAGUAUGAUUUAUUUUUUCUAGGAUUUGACCUUAAAAGUAAGUUAAGUAAAUGGGGAAUACAACUUAAAGGGGAAGAACUUUGUAUAUGAUAUGUUUUUGUUAUAUGAUGUUGUAAAUUUCAUUUUGAGACAACAAAGUUGUAAUUGAUUUAUCUUUAUUUAUUGUAUAUAAUGUACAUGAAUAGACAACCUUUUUGAGGUAAUGAUUUGUGUUUUAAUUUCAUUAUAAAUUUUGUGAUUUAUUUAAAAUGUAAAUGAUAUCUUUAAUAAUUAUGAUGACGUAAUUUAUAGAAAUUCUUCCAGAUAAUUAUAAUUAUUGAAAUAUUGGAUUUGUUUGAAAUAAAAAUAGGCAGCAAGAUUAAAAAACAGUUUUUGUUUAAAAAAGAAAAUAUUUGUUUUACAUCAAACAUUUCUUUUCAAUUAUAAAGAGUUGACAAAUAUUUAUUUUUUUUCAAUCUCAUAUGUAUAAUGUUUUUAUCAUCCUAAGCCUGCUGAAGUUUUGUUAUGGAAUUUCCCUGCUUUGAAAUAAGAACAGGCCAUUCAAAAUUUAAGGGGUUUCAAAAAAUAAUAAUAAUAAUAAUGAGCUUCUAACAGUCUAGAGCCAGGUCAGAUUGCUCAGAAGUUCAGGCUGGCCUAUCUCUAAACUUGAUGGUAAAGGUCAGUCAUUUUUGGUCCCAGCAGGGUCAUGGUCAAGAACUUAUAUACACACAAUAAUUCUGUUUGUUUUUAUUUAUUUCCUGCACAAGUUUUGUUGAUUAUUUAAUGUCAUACAUUUUAUCCACCUAUAAGUUUCAAAAACAGUCACCACAAACCUUAACUAUUAAAAAAACAAAAAAAAAAGACGUUCCACCGUUUACUCUUCCAAAGUCAUAAUAAUAUAAGCUUAACCUUGUUAAAUGAAGCUUGACCCACCAAAAUUAAAAAAAUAUGAUCCUGACCUUUCAGCGAUUACUUAUCUUGAUCCUUAUUUAUGUAUAAAUAUAUCGGACUGGUACAUUUCCCUGUGUAUAAAUUAACUUUUAUAACUUUAAAGGCCAAUUACAGACUGCUUAUAGAUUGUGUUUUUAAAUAUGAAUGUGAUCAGAAUUAUUAACUUGGCAAUUUUUACUGUAAAGUGGCACGUUUUACCAUCUCAAAAGAAAAUCUACUAGUGCUUUGCUAAUUGAAAUCAUUGUUAUUAUGUGAACUUGUUGAAUGGUGAAGUUUGAUGAAAUUGACAUUUGUAAAAUAAUGCUAUUAUGGGCCGUUAAACAAUUGAUAAAAAUGGAAACUGAUCUGAAAACUUUACGAUAAGAGAUUUAAUAUUAACGUCAUGAUGAUAAAAUUUACGGGCAUUGAUAUAAAAGUAUGAAAUUGUUAUGUUUGAUAUCUGUGUGAAUUAUUGUAUCCUUUUCUUGCUGAAUUAUUAAGAUAAGGACAUACCUUGUUUCAUUUUAAGAAAUGCCAGUUAUCAAUUUUAGGAUAUCCAGUUAGUAAGACAGCUGUAUAGACCCUAGUCAGACUGUGAUGAUGUGUAGACUGUCUGGGCUUCAUACUGGUGGCAAAUGCUGACCACUUUAUGUUAUGUUUAGAGCUAACUUUAAUAUCAAUAUUAUAGUAUAAAUUGUUAUCUCUGAUAUCAAUGGUAUAAAUUAUGGACUUUGAUAUAUGAAUUGUAUAAUUUGAUAUCACUGCUUUAAAUGAUACACUUUGAUAUAAAUUGAUUGAAUGUUUACAUUUUGCUUUCAUGUUGACAUUUGAAUGUGCUUAUACAUGAGCGGGGCAUUUUACUUUAUAAAAAUACAUGUUUAUUGUAAUAUUGAUGCUGUGAAGGUCAAGGUCACAUUGUGAGGUCAAAAGGUCAAACAUUGGAAAGAAAAUGUGGGCUCUAUUGUGUAUAAUUAACACUUUUAAGGCAUGUCUAAAAGUGCUACACUCAUUAGUCAGUUACAUUAUAUUUUCAUCAGAAACAUUCUUGUUUGAUAUUUUGAUUGGUAUGGUAAUGUUGAGAAGACUUUUCUUUUAAAUAACAGUGUGAAUUAUAGUGUGACCUGAAAUGGUUUGAAAAUUAGAAAACAAAAUAGCAGAGUACUAAAGUGAAAGGUGUUUACACAUGUGCUUAAAACAAUAUUUUCCAUCUAAAUGUUGUUGUUGUUUUUUUGUUUGUUAUGAUAUUUUUGAAUAUAAUUUUGUAGUUUAUCUCAAUUGUUUUAUGCAAAUAGAUGAAAAUCAAGAUAAACUAGAAAAAUUAUGACUGGAAUGCAAUUAGUUGUUUUGAAUUUGCAUCUGCACCAGCCAUUUCUCAGUGAAUAUUUUCAGGUAGCUUUAUUCAGAAAUCUGAUUAACUAUUAUUGGCUUUCCACUCAACUUCUAAUAGUACAAAUCAUGCCGGUGACAUUUGAUACUUUCAUGUGUGAGGAAGAUAUCCCGCUAGCUUACAGAAUGUUUGUGGUUCUACUGAGGUGCCAGUUUGUACAAAGUAGUACCUGAAGUCUUCCUCCACCGGUAAAGCUGGAAACCCCUGUAACAAUGUUAGGAUUACUUCUAAACCACAACAACCCAAUAUUGCUAAAAUUGGCUUCAUUUCAUUAUAUUGUCCUGAUCAGGUCCAUGUAUAAAUGUGCAUCAUGUAGAUAGAGUAUAAAAUUCAUGAUAAUUGUGUUUUAAAUGAAAUUUUGCAAUUUGAAUCAAUUCUCUUUUUGUACAUUAAUUUUUUUUCAUAUUUCAUAUUUGUAACGACUUCAAUUGAAUUUUUUUUAUCAGUUUCUCAAACUUUAAUCAUAAUGCACAUUAUAAUUGUUUCUGCAUUGACAUAAUUUCUAAUGUUUGGAAACUUAAACUGAGACUUUAAUGGAUGCUUCCCAGGUGUAGAAAAGUAGUUACUACCACAAGGGUGUGCAGUCCGCACAUUUUGUGCAGUCUAAUAACAUACUAAACUGUUGGCUUCUGAAUUUUGAGCAUUUUGAUACCAAAAUGUCCCACAUUUGUGCACUUUCAAAUUAUCAAAUAAAAGCUUGACAAAUCCAUUGUGUAAAUUUAACAUGGGAAUGGUUGAAGACUUUUGAUUUUUCACAGUUACUGGAAAAUUAUAUAUGCAAUCAGUUUAAUAAAAUAAAUCAUAUUUCUUUAUCAUGUUGG